Messenger RNA from Drosophila biarmipes, 2196 nucleotides. RefSeq lists its product as uncharacterized. The coding region runs from base 93 to 2171 and encodes 692 amino acids. The transcript has 3 exons. Gene Ontology annotation, molecular function: protein binding. NCBI's taxonomy places the organism in Eukaryota, Metazoa, Arthropoda, Insecta, Diptera, Drosophilidae. The record is from RefSeq and is a predicted model, not a curated record.
CUCCAUGGUAGCACACGGUUUCCUAACCAUUCCAAGUUUUUUGGUCGCCAUUCCGCUGGAUUUGGACUCGCAACUAAACCGAGCGCGAGGAAAUGACAAGACUUACUGAGGGAGAACUUUCUGACGGCGCCGGAGAUGUCGGGAAACCUAAACUGGAGUUCCCUGUGCUGGCCAAGGGAUUCGUCCGUCAGGACUCCAUACACGAUUUUGUCAACAGUCACGCGGAUGGGAACUUUGUAGCCCUAAGCGGUUCCAAGUCGGAUGUGGUUACCUUGGAGCUGAACAGCAAAUUCAUGGUCGUGGAUCCCUUUCCCUACUUCGUGGCUUCUUUGGAUUCCAACGCUGAGGAGCUGCGACCCCUGGACGCUCUGGCCAACCAGGUGGAUCUGGUGGCCAUAUACGACAGCUGCGAUGUCCUGGAGGCCCAGCACUUGGCCCUGGAGCCGGGUUACACGGCCGUUUGCUCCCAGUCAGUGCCACCAGUGAGAUUGGUGACUGUCAAGAGGGCACCCAAUCGGCUGGCCAAUGGAAAUCUUCUGCUGGCCUCCCUCAACACUUACGGAUCCUUGAGCCUGAUGGACAAACCCGCCGAGUACAACCGCUGGGGUCGGCUGGAGGAGCUCAACGUCGCCGUGGUCCUGAGGGACACUCUACUGCCGCAAAUGGAUACGACCAAGAUAACGAACUUUAAGCAGUAUCAGGCACUCAUCAAUCGCGCCUGGAUCACUAUGUUUACAUGGAUACCGGAUGAACCAGCGGCCAAUGGCCAACAUGUUUUGAUCCUAGGAACCGCCUCUGGGAGUCUGUGGUUGCUCACCCUGAGCGCCGAUGCGAAAAGCAUUGUGAGUCACCAACAAACUGAGACCUCGCUUGGUCGCAUUUGCUAUAUACACGCUUUCAAGGACCUUCUGCUAGUGGGCGCCAUCAAUGGACUCAUCCAUCUGUACCAGUCAUCAGCAGGGGGUCUAAUGCUGGUGAAGACUUUGUGGGAGAAAGCAGAUCGCUUGGGCUUGCAAAUGGCAGUGAUCACCCAAUGUGCCGUCAAGGAUUGCUACUACAUAACCUGCUGCAAGGCGGCUCAUCUGCUGACGUGGUGCAUGCCAAGAUUGGAAAAGGAGGAGUCCCUGGCAGCACGUCUCUAUGUGGGCGGCGUGAAAAUAACCGGACUGUGCAGCCUGGACGACACUAGCUAUGCAGCUGGAACCGCCACCAGCCACUUGCAACACAUUCAAAUAGUCCACGAGAACAACCAGCUCAGCUUGGAGAUGCAAUCCAUAGCUAUGGAUGGGCUUCAGGACUUCCAGUUAAUGGGACUCUGUACCAGCGAGAACAAGAACUUAAUAACCAUGUUCCUUUACCGCAACAAGGAAUAUUUGUUUCCAACUGUGUCACAAAAGAAGCAGUGUGUCAUGCAAAUACUCAAGGUGGGCAAACAGGAUGCACUUGCUCAGCUUAGCGGCAUGCUGGAAAUCAAUGAACCCAUUGAUAACCACAUCGAUUUAUUGGCUGAACUCCGUCUUGACGUUUUUUCCGAGAAGAAUUGGCAAAAGUACAUAGACUAUGGACCAUUGGGUUCGUUUCAAUUUACGGAGAAUGCCACGGAAAGCCAGCUGCAGCAGUUGCAACUCAAAUUCCAUGUGCUUCAAUCCCUUCUUUGCCUUCAAUCAAGCCUCCUCCAGCUGACGGUUCAUAUCAAGAAUACGAGGGAUGAACUGCAGCUGCUUCUGGCGAUGCUGUUCAUCACACACAUAAGACUAAGACUCCAGUUUUUUGGGUCACUUAGUCAAAGAACGCGAUUCCAGGAGGAGGUGAUAAAGUGCAUGUUUAUGGAGGCCCAAAGACUGAUAAGCAAACUGAAGGCUGACUAUACGGAGGAGCAUGUUUUGGGAGCCACAUCCAAAACUUUUGUUGAUCAAAUCGGUACACAUCUACAGGUUUUGCAUGAUAAGUUGGGCAAACCUGUGAUAGCUGAACCUCCGGAGAGGCAAGUUUUGCGCUGCACCCUGUCCUUUGUGGAGAUAACCCCCAGCUUGGAUCGACGCUACUGCAGCCUCUGCGACCGAUCAAUCCUCUUCGAGCUGGAGAAUCUGCAGGAACUCUACGAUCUAGGCAGGAAUCUCACCUGUCCCGUGUGUCAUGGAAGCUUUGCCGUGGAAAUGUUACAUGCAUAAACGUUAAAUUUAUUCUCAACCUUAA